GGUUCCGUCAACAAUGUUCCGAGAGUGACAUCGUCUUAUGGUCAGCGACGGGAUGAUGAAGUCUCUCAGCUGCGUAGGUAGUCCGAUGAGUUGCGUAGAGAGUCUGCUGAGCUACGUCACGAGUUGAGCUCGACGUGAUCUCGUAUGGGUGGACUCGAGGGCUUCUUGGACGUUGUAGCGGCCAAAAAUCCGGAAUGGGAGACCUUGUUGAGGACCAUGCGACAACGAAAUCCUAUUCCAGGCGAGUCAACAUCCGACACACAUGCCAAGGCGGAUGUAACGGCGAGGAGUGAUGAAUUCUACCGGCGAUUAACGACCCUUAGUUCUUUUUAAUUUCGGUUCUUGUAUUAUGAAUUCAAAACUUAUUUAUAUAUAAAAUAUUUUGGUUUUGAUUUUUUUAGAAUUUUAAUUUUAUUAAUAAUUUAAAUUAUUUAAAUUAUUUUUUAAUUAUAUUUUUUUAUAUUUCUGUAAAAUAACGAAACGAAGUAAAUUCGUAGCUAAUUUUGUGACUUCUUUACGUCGAAGCUUAACGAGGUUUUUACGAGGAAAGGUUUACAAGGAAAUGACGUGGAAAUUUCCGUGGUCUUUACGAGGAAAGCUAUCAAGGUAUUUACGUUUACUUUACGAGUAUUUACUUUCAAGUUAUUUACGUGGGUUUUACGAGGAACGGCUUUCGAGGUAUUUACGAGGAAAUUUAGCGACGUCCUUACGUGGAAGCUUUACGUGGUCUUUACGACCAAAUAUUCUUCUUCGCUUUUACGGCGAAAUUAUUUCCUCGCUAUGUUACGACGAAUUAGCGAGGAUAUAUGCGUUACGACAAACGUAUAACGACGAAACGGGUUUCCUCGCUAAUUACUCGUAACACUGAUUUUACGACGAAAUCACGAGGAAAACUGCCCUCGUAAAACUUGUGUUUUCUUGUAGUGUUCCUUUGGAACGUAAUGGAACGUCCCAUGUGGAUGCUUUUGAUCGUCACGGCCCUUAACUGGAUCGCAUGGUUCCCGUUUCUUUUUCUCGACACUGAUUGGAUGGGUCGUGAGGUGUACGGUGGAAGUUCAGAAGGAGACGAUAGGAUGAAGAAACUGUACAACCAAGGAGUACACUCUGGUGCGUUGGGACUUAUGUUUAACUCUAUUGUUGUUGGUUUCAUGUCACUUGGUGUUGAGUGGAUUGGUCGGAAAGUGGGUGGUGCUAAACGGCUUUGGGGGAUUGUGAAUUUUAUACUCGCCAUUGGUUUGGUUAAUUAUGACGGUUCUUGUUACAAAGUUGGCGGCGGAUUACCGGAAAACCGCCGGUCCUUAUGCCGAACCGUCACCUGGUAUUAGAGCUGGAGCGUUGAGUCUCUUUGCUGUUCUUGGUAUCCCAUUAGCUAUUACUUUCAGUAUUCCGUUUGCACUAGCCUCCUCCACAAUUUCAAGCAGCUCCGGCGCCGGCCAAGGAAUUUUAAAUGUGGCGAUUGUGAUACCACAAAUGAUAGUAUCACUGGGAGGAGGACCUUUCGACGCCUUAUUUGGCGGUGGAAACCUACCAGCAUUUAUUGUGGGAGCAAUCGCAGCGGCGACCAGUGGAGUAUUAGCGUUAACCGUUUUACCUUCACCGCCAUCAUCAAAUAACAAAAAAAAAGAAUGCAUAAAGUUAAAGUCUAAUAACCUUCGGUUGUCGAAAAAAAAGGUUGUAUGUAUUUUCACCCUUCACCUAGUUUAUUGUUCUUGUUACCGAUUAUCAAUUUAAAAUAUAUAUUUUUCUUA
Molecule: messenger RNA, 1748 nt
Organism: Brassica napus (rape)
Lineage: Eukaryota; Viridiplantae; Streptophyta; Magnoliopsida; Brassicales; Brassicaceae
Product: sucrose transport protein SUC1-like
Exons: 3
Coding region: 1246-1731 (161 amino acids)
Cellular component (GO): vacuole; plasma membrane
Molecular function (GO): sucrose:proton symporter activity
Source: RefSeq, a predicted model, not a curated record